AUUUUCUCUGCGACGGAGAUAUUUCAUCCGGCAAAAGAGUAGGAAAAGAAGCUGAGUGAAAACAAAUGGCGUUGCUCUGCUUUGUUUUGGAUUUGCGGAGUUUAUCACCUCCAGUUCUUCGAGAUCUGAAGCAGUCAUUGUUGCAGCUUGCAAAUUACUAUGCGAUUUCGAGUCCGAAGGUUGAUUGUCAUGUUGAUGGAAUUCAAUCGAAUUCGAAGCCUCUCCCUGACCGGAUCGGACUGUGCUAUAUCGCGAGGAACAGAAUUUCUUGUUGCGAUGAGCUGAAGAUUGCAUAUAAUCCCCAAGAAAAAUUCAACUUACGCGACCUUCAUCAUGCACUAAGUAAUUUGCCUCUUGAUACUUUCUGUCCUGAAUCUAAUGAUUCUGAAGGCAUAUGUAAGGACCUUAAGCUGGCAGAUCUCCUGAGUGAAAAAAUUGUGUACACUUGGGGAGGCCAAGAUAAAACCAUUAAAAGAAAAGUGAUUAUGAUUAGUUCUUCUCUUGUUGGUACCUUGGAUUCUGUUACAAUGAAGGCUCUGACAGUUGCAGCUAACAAAUGUGUUUUGGUAGAAUUCAUUUUGCUGGAGCACACAUCAAGUCAACUUAGUGACAACAGUGAGAAUGUCAACCAAUUUGUUAAGCAGAUUGGUUCUCUUACAAACUGCUCAUUUCAGGCAUGCGUUCCAGGUCUACAGGUAUUGUAUGGUCUUGGAAAAAGAUGGUUCCAGGAAUUAAAGGAUGACAAAGAAGUACCACUACAAGCCCAUUUCAUUUUCAAGACUAGUUUAAUGAGCAGUCUCAAUCAGAUAUCCUGCGACUUGUAUGCGUCUUUCAACCCCAGAGUUGAUGAGUUCAAUCAUUGUCAGACAUGCAGAUGUCAUGGCAUUCCAUUGGAUCAUUCAAGUGCGCAUCAGAGCAGCAAGUUUCAUUCUUGCCCCAUAACCAAUGAUAAUCUUGGAGCUUUAGAUAUAAAUAACAACACUAUUAGGGUUGGUGAAGAAACACUACUAUACAUGCCCUCUUUUUAUGACAGACCGAAGCCGAAGAAAGUUACAUCUAUUAAUUUCGAUGUGAUUCAGAGGACUUACUUAGGAUCACUAGAUGAAGGACUGAUAAGGGGCGCUACAUACUUUGUUACACCAACUUCUCACCAUUCAGAUGAGAGUGACGCCUCAAAGAUAAAUUCACAAUUCUUUCAAGUCGUCUGCAGAGUUCUAAAUUCCCUUGAUCAAGGUCUGGUUUGCUCUUCUACAUGUAACAUUGAAACUACAACAGAGACUUCAUUCCGGUUCUAUUACAUUCUUCUACCUUCGGACAAAGGACUGAUGCUUGUCAGGAGGCUUUCAGCAUCAGAAGAAGUUUUGCCCAUGCCUGUGUAUAGCUACCUCACUAGCUCUUCAAUCCUUGAAGAGACUAAUACCGCAGUUCAAGCCUCUUUGCUAAAGGUGGAAGUAAGUGACUACAAUCCAUUCCACCAUGAGAGAGGUUUCCAUAAAAAGUUAAACACUCUUGUUAAAGAGAGCCUACAGUUUGGAGCAAUACUUCCUAAAAGCAAAGAAGAAAUCUCAACGUCAGAGUUGAACGCGCAGAACUCUGAUCAUCACCCAUCAAAGCCUGCAGCAGGCAGCCUCAUUACAGGAGACGAAUCUCCAGAUUCCGAUACUAGACUAGGAGAAAACAGAACCGGUCCAUCUCUCACCGAAGAAUGGGAGCAACUCAUUGUCACUGAGCUUGGCAGCAUGCAUUCUCCCACAUGCAUCGCUAACACGAAGCUCGACCAACCGCUCGUUGCAUCAUCGUCACAAAGUACCAGGCAACUGGAUGAGAAAACCUCAAGAAUUCUCGAGAGACUGGAAAACCCCAAGCAGCUAAAGAGAAAAGCAGCUUCGCCUACAAUCUCAUGCAGUUUCUCUGCUGAUAUUUGUGGGCCGGUUAAGAAGCCACUUAUACCGUAUAGGCCCACUGACAGCGAAGAUCAAGGCCCGGUGCACACCCAACCAAUAAAGCCCAAUUUCCAGAGAUUGAAAAGGAAGAAAUAGCAAGGUAAUGCCUAAACAAAUAAAUUCGAUCAUAUUCAUCAAUUUUAUAGACAAUCUCUUUGCAUUUGUGUGUUGUCACAUUAGCAUUUCAUUCAAAUCCCAAAUCAUACCAUAAC
This is a messenger RNA of Salvia splendens (bonfire salvia), 2155 nucleotides long. RefSeq lists its product as uncharacterized. The coding region runs from base 66 to 2039 and encodes 657 amino acids. Lineage: Eukaryota; Viridiplantae; Streptophyta; Magnoliopsida; Lamiales; Lamiaceae. The transcript has 12 exons. The record is from RefSeq and is a predicted model, not a curated record.